AUGGCGGAAACUGGUUUUUCGUUGAUGGUUCCGAACACGAAGAAGAAGAAAAAAACCGCGGAAUUUUAUUCUUCUUCUCCUUCUCCACUUGCAAUUUUUUCCAGGAAAAGUUUGAUCUAUGAUAGGCUUCCUUCACAGCCUUUAAGACUCUCUGUUCUCAAAUUAGACGGUUCUUCAUUCGAUAUUCAAGUUUCGAAGAAUGCAACUAUUGCGGAGCUUAAGGAUUCAGUGGAAGCUGUUUUCAGUUACAUGCCUCAGAAUGGUCCAGGCAAAAUUUCAUGGCCACAUGUUUGGGGACAGUUUUGCUUAUGCUAUGAUGAAGAGAAGCUAGUUAAGGAGGAGGAUUAUCUUAGAAAUUAUGGUGUCAAGGAUGGUGACCAGCUCAAUUUCAUCCGCCAUGCAUCAAAUAAUUGCGGUGUUCAAAGAAAGCGGUCAAAGAAAAGAGUUUUCCAUUUGAAACAACACAGGAGGUCACAAGUGAAUUACUGCAAACAGAAAGGAAAUAGUGAUGAUGCUGAUGAUGAUAGCAUUGGUUCUGAUGAGAAUGCAGAGGUCAAGGAACACUCUAAAGAAGUGCAUGUUGCAAAGAACAAGAUAACUGGCUUUGUGGGAGAUUUGUUAUCCACACCACUAGCAAUUGUGAGAAAAACUAAAACUCAAAACCAGAUCUUCCCGUCGACAAUUUCAAGGUGUUUGCUCGGCAGUUUCAGAAAGAUUAGAAGGAUUGUUUGUUUCGGAAAGAGACAGCAGUAUUCUAUAUGGAAACGGUACUAA
This is a messenger RNA of Lathyrus sativus (Indian pea), 774 nucleotides long. The record is from the annotation of a GenBank genome assembly. Lineage: Eukaryota; Viridiplantae; Streptophyta; Magnoliopsida; Fabales; Fabaceae.